AUGAGAGCUUACGAGGAGCUCAACACAAGCCUGAGUGCUGAAAGCAUGUCUCGCAGGAAACAAGCGAAACCCAAGCACGUUCAGCGCAAUGCCUUAUGUAUGGAGGAGCAGUGCAUGGAUGAUGUUGACGACAGCGGUUUGGAGACUGCACCUCAAAAUGUCCCUGGUCCUUUUGUCUGCGAACAAUGCUGUGAAGAAUUCAGCGCUCUAUCGGACUUGAAACACCAUACGAGGAUCUGCUCUUCAAAUCCUCAGUUUCUUGUUCUACAAGAACACAGGACAACGGAUCCCACAAAGUAUGACCCUGUUCACUGUAUUCCCACAACCGCACUCAGUGGGCUGGAAGAGUCUGUGAAUACCUUUGAGAUGGAAGACCCCGACGCAGCAGAGACGGAGGACAACAUGGCAUUUGAGAACUGUUGUACAAGUAGCAAUGGCAGUCAUUUGGAGAGGGAGUAUAACACUAGCAGUAGCCACGCUAGUGGGGAACAACAGAAGACAGACAUUCCCUUGAGCCCAUCAGCUUUGACAUCAGCAUUACCUCAAUCUGGGAGCACCUUGCCACCGGAGCACCGUUCAUGGAGAAACAACACUAGCGUGAACAUAGAAAAUCUUCAGAGCACGAAGGUGGCUGUGGCCCAGUUUUCGCAGCAGACACAAGAGGAGGAUUGCCAAAUAGGAACUGGUGCAUCCACAGUCUCUUCUUUGAUGGAGCAGAUCUUGGCUCUACAGAUGCAGCAGGUCGGCCAGCUACAAUUAACCAAUCAGAUUUGUCACCAAUUUUUUCUGUUUGCCUCAGAGAAAGUGAAGAUACCGCAGUCGCUUGUAGGCUGUGAUCAGGAACUCUCAUCAUCGAAGUCCGCUGCUCCACUCAUUGACCUUUGUUAUAACCUUUCUCAGCAGCUUGCAGUGGCUGCUCGUACAGCACAGUGCUUAUCUGCCCAGUUUGGUAACAUUACUGGAUAUGAGAAAUUAACAUCAACCCAGCAGCAAAGUCCAGGCAGUGAAAGUGUACUGUUCCAUUCUGACUCCUUACAAAGUCUUAGAAAGCUAGUGACCUUGAGAUUUCAAAAACGGUUUUCCAAAGCUGAAUACAUGCACCCUGGUAGUCUCAAUCCAAAAUGUAAUGAUUUAACUUGCACAAAAGGACCAUCUUUGGCAUUCGGCAAAAAUUGCUUAGUUAAUAAAACCUCAAAUAGUUUACAUUUCACUGGAUCUAACAGUCAAUUGCAGAUUAAUUCUAAUCCUGUUAUAAAUAUUAUGACUACUUUGGCUGAACAGAAGAAUCAGAAAGCCAUAAAUAUUACUCUUCCUGGGUCAAAGGCCUCUUCAAACAGGGGCUUCUUCAAACACAGAUGCAGAUUUUGCUCCAAACUAUUUGGGAGUGAGAGCGCUUUGCAGAUCCAUGUGCGAUCACACACAGGGGAAAGGCCCUACAAAUGCAAUAUCUGUGGAAAUAGAUUUUCCACCCGUGGGAAUUUAAAGGUUCAUUUUCAGAGACACAAAAAGCGCUACCCCCACAUCCAGAUGAAUCCCUAUCCCAUUUCACAACACCUAGACAACAUCCCAACCAGCACUGGGGUUCCCUAUGGCAUGUCCAUGCCACUAGAAAAAACAUCAACACGUUGGAUCAAUAUCAAACCAUGUCCAGAUCAAAUUACUACCUCAAGUUUGAUGCAAUCCUUGGGCGCUACGAAACAACCCUCUCUCAUCAAACAAGACGGGGUCCCACUUUUAUCUUCUAGUUCCUGCAGUCAUAAUAUGGUUCACUUGGCCUCAAAUGUGAAGACAACAAUGCCCACUGACUCAGCAGCAACCGCACAAGGCAGUGUGGAUUGUCACAACGAAGGACAAACAUCUCUUAACUUAAUGUUCGAGAUGACAACCGGUCGUCAAGGGGAAUCAAAAGAUCAUUUAUCCAAAGACAUUUCAUCAAGUUGCACACAUUCAAGUUCCACUACGGCAAUCCCUUUCUUGAAAACCUCUGAUACCUCAAAACUGCAGCUGCUGCUGCUGGAUGACAUUGACAAGAAAGUGUCAGACUCCUACGAGUGUGUCGUCUGCCAUCGCCUACUCAGUUGUCCCGGGGCUCUUCGGACGCACUACCAGCUGCACAUCGCGGGGGGGCGGCCCUAUCUGUGUAAACUGUGUGGCCGGGGUUUCUCCUCCAAAGGCAACUUGAGGAACCACCACGCGGUUCGCCAUGUCCCAUCCACACGGAGGGUCCCGCACUCAUGCUCCGUCUGCCCAAAGAAGUUCACCCAUGGCCUUCUACUACAGCAACAUGUCCAGUGUCACAUGGAUGGGAAGACGUAUUCUGCCCCCUUUUUAAACCUGGAUAUCUCAAGGCCAAUGGGCUGUAAUGGAGUAGCCCUUAAUAAACAGCACAACACCAACGAAUCACUGGACUUUUCUGAAGACAGUGGCUCAUCUCAUUUCAAGUCUUCCUUGUCCAGCAGUUUGUCCUCAUCUGUGUCUGAGUUGAGCCACCGUGACGACAACAGCAUAACAAGUUAUGGACUAUCGCAACACCAUUGGAUUAAGAAGGAAGGGGAACGUGACUCAACAGAAGGGAAGUAUCCUGCAUUUAAUCUUCCCACUUUUGACAAUCUCUUUCCAAACAGCAAACUUUCAUGUAAUCUAAACUCAGAGGGACCAUUCCAGACCAAUGUCAGUUUACCCACUUUGAAGUUCAAUGAAUCCAGCGUCAAUCCCUCUGAGAUUGAACUCUUUAACCAGAUAAAGGACACCCCAAUCUGUAGCCCUAGCCUUUGUGAAAAGGGCAUAUUUAAGAACAGUGCAUGUGAUAUAUGCGGAAAGAACUUUGCGUGUCAAAGUGCCUUGGACAUCCAUUACAGAACCCACACCAAAGAGAGGCCGUUCAUUUGCCCCAUGUGCACCAGAAGAUUCUCCACCAAAGGGAACCUCAAGCAGCACACGCUCACACAUCAAAUGAGGGCUCCGCCACCAUCCUCCGAUCAGUUCAAAUGUUCAGUCGUCCCGAACAAGACACCCGCAACGGACACGGCUCCGUUCUCCGGGUCUCAGCAGUUCAAGAGAGAAGGGACGCCGUUCCCAAACAGUCUGGCAACAAGUGGGAACCAGAGGGAGGGAGAGGCUCCAGGCCUCUCAUGGAGCUCUGGAGGGGCUACGUCCGCACUGACGGCCCCAGCGCGGCGCACAGCCAAGCAGCACCACUGUAGGACUUGUGGGAAGGCUUUCUCCUCAUCCAGUGCCUUGCAGAUUCACACCAGGACACACACCGGGGAGAAGCCCUUCUCCUGCACGGUCUGUCUACGGGCGUUUACAACCAAGGGGAAUUUGAAGGUCCAUAUGGGGACUCACAUGUGGAACUGCGCCCCCACCAGGAAGGGCCGCAGACUGUUUACAAGUGGAUCCCUAGUGCCUAUAGCAAGCUCACCUGUAAUUCUCCCAGUGUUGCAGCAGAAUAACCCAGUGACUACAUCCAAGCUGGGGAUUCAGUGUUCUCCGGUAACCAGUACACAGACCCUCUUCCCCUGGCCCGGGACAUAAAGACUAAUGAUAGUACUGGAAUUUACAGAAAGGACUGAAAGAGAGGUCUGUGUCUGUGGAGGACUUAGGUGUUACUUUAGAUGAACUACUGAACAAAGAGCAUACGGAUUCUCACUCUCUCAUCAUGAAACACAAAAAAAAGAGUUGUUCAUGUUUUGCUCCAUGAUAAAGAUAGCUAAGGACUUGUUUCAAAUAAAGGAUGAUUUUUCUAUGGGAUGGUUUAAUUUUUUAUUUCCCAUGAAAUCCCAUGAAAAC
Gadus chalcogrammus (walleye pollock) is the source of this 3789-nucleotide messenger RNA. RefSeq names its product spalt-like transcription factor 1b (gene sall1b). NCBI's taxonomy places the organism in Eukaryota, Metazoa, Chordata, Actinopteri, Gadiformes, Gadidae. Gene Ontology annotation, biological process: regulation of transcription by RNA polymerase II. Gene Ontology annotation, molecular function: RNA polymerase II cis-regulatory region sequence-specific DNA binding; DNA-binding transcription factor activity, RNA polymerase II-specific. The record is from RefSeq and is a predicted model, not a curated record. The coding region runs from base 1 to 3534 and encodes 1177 amino acids. The transcript has 4 exons. Gene Ontology annotation, cellular component: nucleus.